Ictalurus furcatus (blue catfish) is the source of this 4723-nucleotide messenger RNA. RefSeq names its product interactor of little elongator complex ELL subunit 2 (gene ice2). The record is from RefSeq and is a predicted model, not a curated record. Gene Ontology annotation, cellular component: transcription elongation factor complex. Gene Ontology annotation, biological process: positive regulation of transcription by RNA polymerase III; snRNA transcription by RNA polymerase III; snRNA transcription by RNA polymerase II. The coding region runs from base 319 to 3207 and encodes 962 amino acids. The transcript is spliced from 15 exons. Lineage: Eukaryota; Metazoa; Chordata; Actinopteri; Siluriformes; Ictaluridae.
ACAUUUUAAAAGUUAUGAUAAGCUGGUGGACAGAAAUAAAUAGAGACAGUCAGUUUUUAUUAAACACCAAACACACUUUGACUGUCUCGAGCACAUUAGUAAUGUAAACUGGAUGAUGAAAUACUAACGUAAUGUAAAUGUAAACUAGAUAAAACGGAACAGGUGCUUGUUCGGAACUGUAACUACAUUCGUUGUUCCUACACGGUUAGAUUUUCCUGUUGCACUGUUUGUACCGGUCGAAAACAUCCCACUAAGUGUAUAGCCCACUACAUAAGAUGUAGUGGGCGUUAUUUUAUACCCUAUAUAGUGCGCUUUUGUAUGGAGAAAGCGAUUGUGUCCACGGCCAUGGAGCUGAAGUGGGAUCAGGCUCCUGUCACAGACCUGGGCCCCUUUUCCAAAGAUGUCUUUGAGAAAUUUUCUCUGGCGCCCACCGUGAAAGAGCUCUGGGCCUUGUUACAAAGCCCUGAUGAAAAAGCUGAUGUGAAAGAAGACACUAAGGUAAAUCCAGCUGCUCACUCCUCACAAUCCAGUUGCGCCAAAAGUAUCAAACCCACGCCACAGACCAACAUCAGACACGGCCACGGAACUUCAGACCGCAAAGAAACUCCUCCUGAAUGUAAGAACGCCGUUGCUGAGGUUAAGAAACAAGAAAACUUCCCUACACCGAAAGUGCCCUACCCUCGCUUCUCCUCUCUCCUCCUCAAAGAAAGAGUGAUUCGUAUGUGCUCUCUUAAGAACAACAAGCAGGACACAGUUCCACAGAAUUUAAUAGAGAAGGUCAAGAUGGAGGUGGCAGAGUUUAUGAAGUACCUACAAGAUGUCACUAAAGUCUGUGCUGAUGAUUAUAACUUCAUGCCUGUGGGAGCUUCUCGCUAUUCAGAGGAGUAUUUUAAACAUUGCUUGGACCACAUGAGGAACUACCCACAAGUUUACAGUAUUCAGGAAAUCACCAGUUUAACAGGGGGGAAAUUUGUCUCAGACAUUUCCCUCAACUUUGAGAAACAGCUGCUUGCAAUGGGCACUGUGGAGAUGGUAGAAAAACGAGCACUGCCAGAGAACACACAGCUUGCUGUGGACUACGAGUCCGUUUCAGCUGUGAACCCUCCAGUUAAAAAGGCCACUCAUUUCCACACACCUAUCAGCAGUGACAGGAAUGCAGAGAAGCUCAGCGCUACAUAUGAGCCACACGUGUGUCUAUCGAAAGAGGCCUUCAUCCAGCUGCUGAACAACAGUGUUGGGUUUGCUGAGGCCUGGGAACUGCCAGUCUGUGUGAAAGUAAACCCUGCAAACGGAAGCGCUCAGAGUACAACGGUGUACAUCGACCCUCCUCUGCUGAAGACAGAGAUGACCUGGAGAGAGAGAAAUCACCUCUUUCACGAGGAGAAUGUAAAACUGGCAUACAAGAAGACCGGCUCAAAUCCUGUGUUUUUCCUCACGACAGAGGACUACUGCAACAGACACGAGUUUGCCACAGAAGAAAAGAGCAGUAGACAAGUUGUUUCAUUUGACAGCAAUGAUCUAGAUUUUGAAGUAGAUUUAACUGACUUGGAGUCAUUUGGAGAGGCUUAUCAACCAAAAAAGAAAGUCAAGCACAAUGAUUCGGAAAAUCAAGCGCCUACCAAAAGUGAAUCAUUGGGAUUAUCGAAACCUAAACUAGAAUUAGACCAAGGCAAAACCUUGCACACAUUAACUGAACAAGCUUCCACACCUAAAGACGUUAUAUCAGUACUUUCUACACCAGCAAAGGAAGAAGCGCAAGAAGAAGAAGCCAGGGCGGGUGUAAAGAACAGCUCAGUGGACGAGUGUGCUGAGACUACUUUGAAUUCUGUAUCUGAUGAGGACCCUUUGAGUUCGAGUGUAGAAGAGUCCGCAGAAUGUACACCAGCCAAGCGAGUAAGGCAUUCCUCUGUAAACAUUGAUUCUGAUGAGGAACGCCUCAUUAUUGAUGACCCAGACUCCCCAUUUCGCAGCAUAGUAAAUAAGAAGAACCAGGUGACACCAGCAGCUCCAGAGAACAUCACUGACCCCAACACGUCAUCUGUGAGUGAUGUACUGAAUGUACCUGAAAGUCCCAGAAGCUCUGCUAAAGGAGCUAAGAAAGCAGCCAAAAGACCCAGAGUCUCGGCAGAUUGCGACCAACUAGGGCAAAUUUUGCGAAUGCAAAAUGCCAUGCUAAAAUCCACGACUGCUAAAAGCCAAGAAACUCCAAAAGCACCAUCUGCAGACUGUUGUCCACCAGAACCGAAACCCAGCAACCACCCUGUGUCUCUGGUCAAAUCUAGUGUGUCCUCGUACCUGGACUUGGAAUCCAGAGAAGGGCUGCAGAAUGAGGCUGCUGCUCCUGCCACCUCUCAGCCCACAGCACAAAGAAAAAGACUGCUGAGAGAGGAGCUGCUGGUGAGUGCUGAGGAUGAAGAGGACUAUGAAGCUCCUGAGGAGGGCAGUGUACUGUAUAAACUAUACAGCCUGGUAGAUGUGCUGCUGAUGGUGCGCAGCACUGUGUCCAUUGCUCAUCCCAGACAUGACCAACACACUUUCAGGGCGGUCCCUGUGCAUGUGCUGCCCAAGCUGGAGUACCAGCUGUGCUACGGAGCUGAGAGUCUGACCCAUACUGAGGCGUGCCAGCUGUGGGCUGAGCAGCAGCUUCACUCCAGCAUGGAAUCUUUCAUAGGUCGGAUUAAUGCACACACAUCAAAGGUGGUGCAGCUUCAAGAGCUCAAGCCUGACUGGAUCCAGAACACGUCCUGUGAUUUCAAACCAGCUAGGUGCUUGAACACACUCCACCACAUACUGAAAAAAGUCAUGAGCUUACAAGAGGGGAGAUAUCUGUUGGGUCACAAAUCUGGUGAGGCUUUUUUGACCAUAUUCAAAGCUAGUGAUGGAAAGAAGCCCACUCGCAGUGUCUAUGACCUCCAGGCUGUCCACUGUGGACCUCCAGUAAUCCCAGAGGCCAAAGUUCCUUGGGUUCCUGUGGAUCCCUUUCAUCUUAUGCCAUUUCACAAGAAAUACUGUAGACCUCCAUGCACCUUCCCUCCACGUCCACGCAUACAGCCUAAGGCAGGAGGAUGUAAAGGAGCAAGGCCGGGUAACAGCAUGACUGCAUCUGCACAAGGGAGGCAAGGCUCAGCAGGGACAGCCAGUAAAAAGCAGAAGAAAAAGAAUAGGAAAAAAAAACAAUGGACAAAUAAAAACACACGUACAGAAUGAAGAAGGACAUGCAAACUGAAUAAAUAAGUGAUGAGGACUAACAUCUGUUGCAGGUGAAGUUGUUUUAGUUGUUUUAUUUUUUUCCCCCUGAUUCUUUACUCAUGUUAGCUUCAGUGGAGCAGUUUGAAGCUGAAUUUGAGUUGGGGUUAAAAAGUAACUCCAUGACAAUAAAACAUAAUAUCUGCAAAGUAAAGAGUAAGCUACCAGUAAAUAUUUUGUGUUCCUGCAUUUUCUCAAAUGUCAUUUAUUUUUCAGUUUGUAAUUAAAUGCUAUUUUUGGUAUGUCAUACUUAAAUCUGGGUGUAUGUGAGUGCUUUCUAUAUAUUUUGCAAAAAGCCCAAGACCUAUGUCACUUUGAUUGUGAAACUUUUUUUUAAAGUUUACUUUACUUGUAAAGUAACAAUAAAUGAUAAGUAUUCAUUAAAAAAAAUUCCUUAUUUCUUUUUGCACAGUGACGUGUACAGUGAUUUGGCCUCCACGAACAAUGGACCUCAUAUUUGAAGUUGUAUACAAACAUAUUUAUUUGUAAAUUGUUUGCAGGAGUAUCCCGUUCAUAUCUUACAAGAGCUCCUGAGUUUAUGCAAAUUUGGGUAUAAUGAGACUCACAAAUGUGAACCUCGACUAACGAAUUGUGUAACUGGUGCGGGUUACUGCAAACUUCUAUAUGGAAAACAUUGACAAGAAUGAAUAGAUUGUUUAUUUCAAUUGUACACAAGUUUAGUUCUAAUUUUGUGAAUUUCAGUUAAAUCAGCACAAAAGAAAUGGUGAGUUGGUGUGUGCUUGUGGUAGUCGACACGCUACAGUGGCUGAGCUGCAUUAUUGGAAGAAUUAGUGUUUAGGAGACACACUUUCACUGUUGACUCAUUUUGAGUUUUGUAGCAGUCACGAAAUCUAAAUCAGCUUUGUUGUGAAUGCAGUUUAGUUAUUUACAGGUGAUUGCCAUUUUUUUCAACAUACACAUGUGAGUAUGAAGAAAAUAAGAGUUAUCAAAACUUUACAAUGUCUGUGAGUUUUUAGUUCAGUUUGGCCUAAGAAAACAUUUAUACAUAACUUAAACUUACUAAAAUAUUGAUAAAUAAGGCCAAUUGAAAGUACUUUGUUCACUGUAGGAGGAAAGUUAAUGCUAAAAAAUAAUCAAAGAAAAAUACAUGAUGGUGGACUUUUAAAAAUAAAUAAAUAAAAAUGAGAUUGAUGCUUUAUCCUCAGUGUUGACGUGAUGAACUGGCUGCAGUUUUCUUGCAGACUUUUAUGUAUCUGAUGUUCUCACAUUCAAAAGCUAAUGAUUAGUUUGAAACCUGCUAUUAUAAGACUUGGUUUUGCUCUCAUAAGCUGUAAUCAAACACUAAAGGUGUAUUUUGGUGUCUAGUUUAAACACACAAAAUGUAAACAGUAAGGGUGUGUACCUCUAGUGAGAGUAGAUUAUUAAUAAACAUCUGUGCAUAGUGUUAUUAUCUCAUCUUUCUUGCUCAAUAUUUCCUUUCUUACUCAUAAUACUUAUAAGAUACGAGGUUGAGUUC